CCAACAGCUUUUAUAGACACGAUUUAUGUUCAAAAAGUUUUUAAUAUGAAUGAAUGAUUAACGCCUUUAUGCAUUCUUUCUAAGCUUUGAGCAGAAAUGCUUAACACGAGUAUUUCGGGCUAAAAACUCAGCUCAGACUUUUUUUUCUGGCAAGUGUGGGCAUGUUUAUCUUAUGACAUCGUUCCAGUUUACUCAGAGUUCAGUUGUAUUGUCUAUGAUAUUGUCACGUGAUAUUUUCCCGCCAAAGCACAAAAUAUUUUCAUAUUUCUUCAAGUACGAGAAAAACAAGUGUUUUUCUUAGUUUUUCUGCAAUUUUCCCUCUUUUUCUUCUUGUUUAAUGGACUGAAACUAUACUUUACAUAACGUAUAAAGCUUUCGGCGUUAGUGGCGGAUGUCAUGAGGCUGUUGAGAUGUGCAAGGGCAAAAGAAAACAGUGAAGACUGACGUUGCCUUGUGAUAUCACCUUGGUAAAGUUUGUUUACAUGAUUUAAAGGGCGAUGGAAAGUGAAAUGGAGGCAGCGAUUCAUGAAAUAGACACAGGAAGUCUGCAUUCAGAUGGCAGAGAGAAAGCCUUGAAUACAAAAGACGAAAUUUCAAAGGGAAACUGCUCGGGAAACGGUGCAAAGUUGACUUCAUCACAAACAGUGGAAGCCCCAGGCCAAAUUGUACCCUCCCAGGAAAGCGAAACGAAUGGUUCCCAAACAGACGAAAGCCGAAACGUUGGACAUUCGGGUGUAUUUAUUGUACCUCAAGCGAGUUUGGAACAGACAGGUCAUGCAGAAGAACCCAAGCUUGCCUCAAAGGAAAGCGUAGUUAAUAAAGCAGGGUGUACGCCAUCUUUGACUUCAUCUUGGGGCAUACGGUGUGAAACUGACAAGCAAGCAGAAUUCUUCAAUGGGAAAACAUUCGUCUGGCCAGCUAUUGGGUUCAAGGAUCAAAUUACUAAACAAACUCUGCAAAAUGAGCGAGGUAAUAAUCUAGGUGUUAUAUUUGAGUAAAAUUAUACAAGCUUGGCAUACUCAAGAGAGGGUAGAUGGCCUUCAUAUGAUGCCUACUGGUGUCCAAAUCUGGUAUACUAUUAGGAGAUAUAGUGAAGCCCGUACUAGGAAGUGUCCAUGUAUCUUGGACUCCUUGAUUUCAUGAACCUACCGUUUCAGUUUUAGAUAUGUUUGCACAAGUUUUGCAAUCGACGGCGAAAGGGAACGACGUGGAGGAAUCCACGAAGAAAAAACAAACUCCCUUGAUCACCAGUGUGUCAUCUGAUUUCGUUGGUCAAUCUGAGAAAUCAGUCACUGUCCAAGAAAACAAGGAAUCAAUAUCAGUCCUAAAGAAAGUUGGAAAGAAAGCAAAGAAAACUGUUCAUUUCCCAGAAAAUGUUGUUUCUGUGAAAUUCUACGAUAUCAGUGACGAUGAUGAGAGCGAUGAUGACACGUUAAUACUUUCAGAUCAUGAGGAAGAUGAUUUGCAAGACCAGGAAGUCCCUUUUAACACCUAUGAUGACUACACGACCCAUCACCUAAGCUCAUUCACCACCAAUUUUACCCCCCACUUUUCAUUUCCCCCCGCUCUGGAUGUGUCCAAUCUUAACAGGUGUGACAACCUUGAUGAAGAUCAGCAACGACAAGAUCAGCAACUUACGGCGAUUAUGAAUGACGAUGACGGACGACAAAGCGGUGAUCCAGCAAUACACGAAGAUGAAGAUAACCUCAGCUAUAUACAAAACACUGAGAGAUUUCAAGGAGAGCUACUUGUUUCUGCGGAGGCGAAUGUCAUGUCUGAAAUACUGAAUCCAGAACCAACUCCUGAUGAUACCAGUCUGGGUGAUUCUGUGAAUCCCAUAGACGAGAAAUGGCCAUCAGUGAAUCCUACCGUGGGUGAAUUUCAGGGCUUUGAUACGUGCAGAGAUGACCAACUAAUUUCUACAGAAGCGAAGGAGGUACCUGGAAAUAGCGAUGUAGAAACGAAUAUAGAAGCAGUGAUGACAAAGAGUGGAAGAGAAGAUUUUGGAGUCUCGUGUGAGGUCAUGGAUGACCACUUAACCACUGUGAAAGAUCUAUCUAGAUUGCCAGAUGAUGAUGUGAAGAAAAUGGAGGUAGAGACAACAAAUUAUGGAAUGAGUGGAAUCAUUCAAGAUGAUUUGAAUGUUAACUCUAUUGGAAGUACGCAUGAUACUUCGAAAAAUAAUAGUUUGGCGGUGGAGCAAAUGCUCCCCGUAGAAGUCAAAAGCCUUGUUGAAAACCCAGAUGGAGGAAAUGAGAGGGAACUACUUGGAGAUGGUUUGGAAUCGGAUUACGAUGAGAAUAUGAAGAAAACUACACAAAGUGAGAGUUUGAUGGUUGAGGAUAUUACAUCCAACGGGAAGACUGGAAAUCGAGGUAUUGAAAGUUCUGUAAGAACUGGGAAAACUCGAUGACCUCCGUUGCUAUGAUGAUGCA
This is a messenger RNA of Dendronephthya gigantea, 2435 nucleotides long. RefSeq lists its product as uncharacterized. NCBI's taxonomy places the organism in Eukaryota, Metazoa, Cnidaria, Anthozoa, Malacalcyonacea, Nephtheidae. The transcript has 2 exons. The record is from RefSeq and is a predicted model, not a curated record. The coding region runs from base 1166 to 2413 and encodes 415 amino acids.